Messenger RNA from Kuraishia capsulata CBS 1993, 129 nucleotides. RefSeq lists its product as uncharacterized. Gene Ontology annotation, cellular component: membrane. The record is from RefSeq and is a predicted model, not a curated record. Bases 1 to 129 code for a protein of 42 amino acids. Gene Ontology annotation, biological process: copper ion transmembrane transport. NCBI's taxonomy places the organism in Eukaryota, Fungi, Ascomycota, Pichiomycetes, Pichiales, Pichiaceae. The transcript has a single exon. Gene Ontology annotation, molecular function: copper ion transmembrane transporter activity.
AUGAUCAUGUUGAUUUUCAUGUCUUUCAACUGGUGGUUGAUGAUAAGCGUUGCUGUUGGCGCAGGCCUCGGUCACUACGUAUGGGGCUCGAGAAUUAGUGGAAGCUCACAAAGCUUGGCCUGUCAUUGA